Messenger RNA from Vitis riparia (riverbank grape), 3159 nucleotides. RefSeq names its product ATP-dependent Clp protease ATP-binding subunit ClpA homolog CD4B, chloroplastic. The coding region runs from base 188 to 2959 and encodes 923 amino acids. The record is from RefSeq and is a predicted model, not a curated record. Lineage: Eukaryota; Viridiplantae; Streptophyta; Magnoliopsida; Vitales; Vitaceae. Gene Ontology annotation, biological process: cellular response to heat. Gene Ontology annotation, cellular component: cytoplasm. Gene Ontology annotation, molecular function: ATP hydrolysis activity; ATP binding; protein binding. The transcript has 10 exons.
UGGGAUUAUCUUCGACCACAUCUCUAUAAAUCGAAUCCUUUCAACGCGGCCGACCUUGUAUCGGCUAUAAGGUCUCCCUUCUUCUGCUGAAGGAAGUCCUUACUGCUUCCCUUUUUCUCUUUUCUUCAGAUUUUUCCUAUCUCCAAACAAAGAUUUAGAAGUUUGUUGCUUCCCAGUCUCAGGAGUCAUGGCUAGGGCUCUGGUUCAGUCAACCAAUAUCUUUGCUUCAGUUGCUGAUGGGAAGCAUGGAAAGUUUCAAGGGUCUGAGAGAACCAAAAAGUCUGUCAAAAUGAUGUGUAAUGUCCAAGCACCUGGAUUGAGGAUCAGAGGCUUCUCAGGAUUGCGAGGAGCCAAUGCUUUAGAUAAUUUGGUGAGAUCAGGCCAUGAUUUCCAUUCCAGAGUGGCAGCUGCUAUUUCUGUUCGGGGAGGAAAGGCUAGUCGAUGUGUAGCUAGAGCUAUGUUUGAGCGCUUCACUGAGAAAGCAAUUAAAGUUAUUAUGCUUGCACAAGAGGAAGCAAGAAGACUUGGUCACAAUUUUGUUGGCACUGAGCAGAUUCUGUUGGGUCUUAUUGGGGAAGGCACUGGUAUUGCUGCUAAGGUCCUUAAAUCCAUGGGAAUCAAUCUGAAAGAUGCCCGUGUGGAAGUGGAAAAGAUAAUUGGAAGGGGCAGUGGAUUUGUUGCUGUUGAGAUUCCAUUUACGCCUCGAGCAAAGCGUGUUUUGGAACUUUCGCUGGAGGAAGCUCGGCAACUUGGCCAUAACUAUAUUGGAUCGGAGCACUUGCUUCUGGGACUACUUCGUGAAGGCGAAGGUGUAGCUGCCCGUGUUCUUGAGAAUUUAGGUGCUGACCCUAGUAAUAUUCGCACUCAGGUCAUUCGUAUGGUGGGUGAGAGUACAGAAGCUGUUGGUGCUGGUGUUGGAGGAGGAACCACUGGCAAUAAGAUGCCAACGUUGGAGGAGUAUGGUACCAAUUUAACAAAGCUGGCAGAGGAGGGUAAAUUGGACCCUGUUGUUGGAAGGCAGCAACAAAUAGAGCGUGUAACCCAAAUUUUGGGUCGACGGACUAAAAAUAACCCAUGCCUCAUUGGAGAACCUGGCGUUGGAAAAACAGCAAUUGCAGAAGGCCUUGCACAAAGAAUUGCAACUGGUGAUGUUCCAGAAACGAUUGAGGGGAAGAAGGUUAUAACAUUGGAUAUGGGUCUCCUUGUUGCUGGAACAAAAUAUCGCGGAGAGUUUGAGGAAAGAUUGAAGAAGCUAAUGGAAGAAAUCAAACAAAGUGAUGAGAUAAUACUCUUCAUUGAUGAGGUACACACCUUAAUUGGAGCAGGAGCAGCAGAGGGGGCGAUUGAUGCUGCUAACAUCUUGAAGCCAGCUCUUGCAAGGGGUGAACUGCAGUGUAUCGGAGCCACAACACUGGAUGAAUACAGGAAGCACAUUGAGAAAGACCCUGCCUUGGAAAGGAGAUUCCAGCCAGUCAAAGUGCCUGAACCAUCUGUGGAUGAAACCAUACAAAUUUUGAAAGGGCUUCGGGAGCGGUAUGAGAUCCAUCACAAGCUCCGGUAUACAGAUGAAGCUUUGGUAUCUGCUGCCCGACUGUCAUACCAGUACAUUAGUGAUCGAUUUCUUCCUGAUAAGGCAAUUGACUUGAUCGACGAAGCUGGUUCUCGGGUUCGACUUCGUCAUGCACAGCUUCCAGAGGAAGCAAGAGAGCUUGAGAAAGAGCUCAGACAGAUCACUAAAGAGAAGAAUGAAGCAGUACGAAGCCAAGAUUUUGAGAAGGCCGGUGAAUUACGUGAUAGAGAAAUGGAUCUAAAGGCACAGAUCUCAACCCUCAUAGACAAAGGCAAGGAGAUGACCAAGGCAGAGACUGAGGCAGGAGAUAUAGGUCCUAUGGUGACAGAAGUGGACAUUCAGCACAUUGUAUCUGCUUGGACUGGCAUCCCUGUUGAGAAAGUGUCAACUGAUGAAUCUGAUCGUCUCCUCAAGAUGGAGGAGACCCUCCACAGACGAGUCAUUGGUCAGGAUGAAGCUGUUAAAGCCAUCAGCCGUGCUAUUCGCCGAGCUCGUGUUGGACUCAAGAAUCCCAACCGUCCAAUUGCCAGCUUCAUCUUUUCUGGUCCAACUGGUGUAGGAAAGUCAGAAUUGGCAAAAGCACUAGCUGCUUACUAUUUUGGUUCUGAAGAAGCCAUGAUCCGUCUUGAUAUGAGUGAGUUCAUGGAGAGACACACAGUCUCCAAACUGAUUGGUUCACCUCCUGGUUAUGUUGGUUAUACUGAGGGUGGUCAGUUGACUGAGGCUGUUAGACGCCGACCUUAUACAGUGGUUCUCUUUGAUGAAAUUGAGAAGGCUCACCCUGAUGUCUUCAACAUGAUGCUUCAGAUUCUUGAGGAUGGCAGGUUGACAGACAGCAAGGGCCGAACUGUGGACUUCAAGAAUACUCUUUUGAUAAUGACAUCCAAUGUUGGAAGCAGUGUGAUCGAGAAGGGAGGCCGCAGGAUAGGAUUUGAUCUCGAUUACGAUGAAAAGGAUAGCAGUUACAACCGAAUUAAGAGCUUGGUGACAGAGGAACUGAAACAAUAUUUCAGGCCAGAGUUCUUGAAUAGAUUGGAUGAGAUGAUUGUUUUCCGACAGCUCACUAAGCUGGAGGUGAAGGACAUUGCUGAUAUAAUGCUGAAGGAGGUGUUUGAAAGGCUGAAGGCCAAGGACAUAGAACUUCAGGUGACCGAGAGGUUUAGAGAUAGAGUGGUGGAUGAAGGGUACAACCCCAGUUAUGGUGCAAGGCCACUGCGAAGAGCCAUAAUGAGACUUUUGGAGGACAGCAUGGCUGAGAAGAUGCUUGCAAGGGAAAUCAAAGAAGGCGAUUCGGUAAUUGUGGAUGUUGAUUCUGAUGGAAAUGUCACUGUGCUCAAUGGCAGCAGUGGUGCUCCACCUGAGUCAUUACCAGAGGCAAUGCCUGUGUAAACAGUCUUCCCUUCAAACUUUUACAGAUCUAUUGUUAGUACUUUUAUUAUUUAAAGUGGGCUUUAGUUGUAGUCUCUUUUCUUUUAAAGACUACUUGGAAGUUAGAAUAUUGGAAGCCAUUUUAUGAAUUGGUUUUAUUUCCUGGUACUUGUGGAUAUUUCAUAGAUGAAUCUAUAUAUGACUGAAAUAGUUCCAUGCCA